Molecule: messenger RNA, 1856 nt
Organism: Schizophyllum commune H4-8
Lineage: Eukaryota; Fungi; Basidiomycota; Agaricomycetes; Agaricales; Schizophyllaceae
Exons: 2
Coding region: 33-1733 (566 amino acids)
Molecular function (GO): protein binding
Source: RefSeq, a predicted model, not a curated record
GCAUCUUCUCUUUCACAACCGCCACAACCGAUAUGCUCGCCGCGACGACCGCCGCGAUUUCGGAUUUCCGCCAGGCUCUUUUGAAUGGAGAACUUCGGCUGUCGCCUGCAGAGCUCGAAAACGCGAGAUCGCAAGCACAUCUUCUUCUCAGCGCGUUGGAAUAUGCUCAGAACAUGCACGCUCCUGGCAUCAAUCAGGUACCACCCGAGGUUCUUGGUCACGUCUUCCGGCUACUGCAGCCCUUCAGUGGCGACGAUUUCCUUCCAUCCUUCCCAGAUCGACAGAUCUAUCAAUGGACGUGUGUUGCACGUGUAUGCAAGUACUGGAAGGGCAUCGCCGUGAAUGACCCCUCGCUUUGGAGCACAAUAGAACUAUGCCAUGACUCCUCUCCAGCUGCAGUACCCGUGCUCAUACGGCGCUCUCGCAACAACCCCCUCCGACUAUAUCACCGCAGCCGCAGCUUGUUUCUCAAAAGCGAUAAGAAUAUCGGUAUCCUUCGCGACAUGCUUGCGACGCAGCGCUCCCGCAUCGAGCACCUACACCUAGAUCUCCAGGACGCUCGAUCGAAUUAUAUGACAAUAAUAGGUGAUGCCUUUGCUAAAGUGGUGCCGCAUCUGCGCAGUGUUUCCAUAGACUUGAAGGAUCUCUUCUCACGGUCGCCUCACGCUUUCAAGAAUGUGACCGAGCAGCCCUCCGUUGUGCAGCUUACGGUCACUGGGAGUGCUCUGGAUUCACUUCACAUAUUUCCUAGUCUCGUUCGGCUUGCUGUCUCCAGGAUCACCGACGUCUCGCAAGCAUGCCUAUUUGUGCAGUGUCUUCGCCAGUUACCUCGACUCGAAGAGCUCUGCAUGUUCUCCAUUCGCUUCGUGACUGAUGACUACCACCCACCGCCGAUCGUAAAUCUACCUCGUCUCCAAAGGCUGUAUAUCGCAGAGAUUAUCACGCAUCCGCUCGGGUCAUGUCUGCUGUCAAGCAUCGACGUCCCCACCAGUUGCGCGUGCCUGGUUUCUCCGCGGAGAACGCUGGAAAUCCUCGAAAAUGGGGUACUUCCCGGACGUGGCGCCUUUCGCCCCCCCGAUGCUGUCACUACAGUGCAGAUACAGACAGUGAAGCGCGGCGCAUACAUUCACAACGGGACGCUCGUUGCAUCGAUACACGAUACCCUUGCCGUGCUGCCGGACCUCGAAUCGCGCGACAGGAUCACAAAGCUCAUCAUUCCGACCUUUAGCGCCCCCACAAGCGGAGACCGCGAGUGGCUGGGCUUCCUCAACCGCAUCCUUCGCAGCAGUGUACAGGAGAUUGUCGCUGCCGAAAACGCCGCAUCCGGGGUCAUCGCGACCUUGGACAUGAUUGUCUCCGCCGCGCCACCCAUGGCCCGGAUCGCACGCCCCCAACUCAAAAGGCUGCGUAUCUACGCGGCGGACGCUUAUGAAAAGGAGCGCAAAGAGGGGUUCAUGGUCCUGCAGUCGCUGGCGAUACGAUGUACGUGCGCUGGCAUACGACUACAGGGAAUAUCCAUUCACUAUGCGGAUAAAAUGAUGGUGCAGAUUUUAUUCGACUGGGCAGGGACCCUCGUGCGUAUGGAGAAGGGUCGAGCAGACAGGUGGAGGGUAGAGGACGAAGAGGGGUACAUCCGCAAUGUUCCAACCAUCGAGCGCAGGAAAUGUGUGUGGGGCACGCAGCGCCAGGAAUCCGAUACUGUACCAUUUCGUUCAAUUGGUCACCGGGUGUGACCAGUGACAUUUAGGACCAACCGUGCACUUGGUCAGCUAUACUGGCAACCAAGUGACCAAGUCCAAAACAACAUUUAGACAGCCCCUCCGAAGGUGAAGUAGAGGUGGCUACACCCCCCCCCC